AUGCUUGUCUUCGCCAUCCUCGGCGCUUCUUCCCUUGCCGCUGCCGCUCCGGUAACCAAGCCGUUUGUGGCUGCACGCCAAGCCACGGAGAACUCGACCUCUACCGCCGUCGCUGCCACCACCACCUCCGCUUCGUCAGCAGCUGCUGCCAGCUCAAGUUCAACCGACUUCCACCUUCAGAAUGGCUUCGACGCACAGUCGCUGAACGCGAAGUUUGCUACUCUCGCCUCGACAGACUCAUGCACAGAUGGUGAACAAGCAUGCGUCUCUAGUUCUUUCGCGCAGUGCGUUGGUGGAACAUGGGCCACGACGCAGUGCCCGGGUGGGCUCUCGUGCUUUGCCUUACCGCUCGUAAACAAGGCCGGCACCAGCAUCGGAUGCGACACCCAGGCUGAUGCAGAGGCCCGGAUCGCCGCAACCGGCGCAACCGGUGGCUUGACCGGCUCUGGUUCGUCCCCAUCCAGCGCCGCUGCCCCCUCA
Molecule: messenger RNA, 480 nt
Organism: Punctularia strigosozonata HHB-11173 SS5
Lineage: Eukaryota; Fungi; Basidiomycota; Agaricomycetes; Corticiales; Punctulariaceae
Exons: 2
Source: RefSeq, a predicted model, not a curated record